AUGUCGGAUUCACAGGAUGCUGCCAAGAGCAAAGAAGGAAGCAAGGAUGAGCAGUCAAGCUGGCAAGACAACUGCCAUGGCGUCUCCGCUCUGGCCAUCAAGAGGUUGAUCAAGUUUGCUCACUGUAAGGACAAGACGCUGCUGAUCUACGGAGGGUUGAAGACGAUGCUGGUUGCCGACUGCUCGACCGGAUCGCUCAUGGAGCUCGAGCAGAGCCACACGGAGAGGGUGACGAGCGUGACGGUGGGGAAGGACAAGGAGGUGAUGGUGUCGGGGGGGAACGACAAGCGGCUGGUCGUGUGGCAGCUUCCGGAGAUGAAGGUAGCGAGCAAGACAGUGACGGACAAGAAGGUCGUGUCGGUUGUCCUGGACGAGGAGAGGAGACGAGUCGUGUUUGCUGAGAUAGCGGGAGAAGUCUUCCAGAAGCCGAUCGACGACCUUGACAGCAAGGCUGAGCACCUGCUGGGGCACAUCUCCUCCCUGACCGACAUGCGCAUCUCUCCCUCCGGCUCCCGCCUCCUCACCUCGGACAGGGACGAGAAGGUCAGGAUCAGCAACUUCCCCCACGCGUUCGAGAUCGAGGCCUUCUGCCUCGGGCAUACGGAGCUCGUCACCUGCAUCGAGACCUUCACGCUAGCAGAAGAGGAGCUGCUCCUCUCAGGAGGAGCCGAUGGCUCCGUGCGCCUGUGGUCUGUGAAGGACGGCAGUCUGCUCGACACUUACAUGAUUGACCCUGCGGGGGAGGAGGAGGAGGGGGAGGAUGGGCAGCAAGCAGACUCUCAGCCUCUAGCAGAGGAGCCCAAGACGUGGGAUCGGUUCGCUGCUGGAACAGCGCAGGCUACGGCUGCUGUUUCGGGGAGAAUGAGGAGGAGGACGAACAGUCCUGCGGUGGUGGCCCUGGCGUACUGCCCUCGACUCUCGCUUGCUGCUUGUAUCAUAGAGAAUCAAAGGGAAGUGCUCCUCCUCCAAGUCAGCGGAAAGGAGCUCAAGGAGCUGAACAGAGUAGAAGUCGACCAGAUGCCCGUGGGAAUCGAGAUAGAUGACGUUGAGCAUGAGGGGAAGGCGGAAUGCUUCAUGCUCGUAGCUGUUCUUGAUGAUAGACCCAAGCUGGAGGCAUUUCGAGUGGAGGGAGGGAAGGAAUGUGUCGUCAAGAAGAUCGACUUGAAGUCAUCCAAGGAAGAAAGCAAAAUUAUCAGCGCCUUCGCUUGUCUGUCGGAGGAGAUGAGCACGCGGCAAGAGGAGUCGCACAAGGCCAGCGGUCAAGAUGGAUCCGGACAAUACUUCCAGAAGAGAAGGCGGCAUACGGAGCCAGGGUUUAAACAAUAUCAAGGGAAAGCUGAUUGA
Molecule: messenger RNA, 1344 nt
Organism: Guillardia theta CCMP2712
Lineage: Eukaryota; Cryptophyceae; Pyrenomonadales; Geminigeraceae
Exons: 8
Coding region: 1-1344 (447 amino acids)
Biological process (GO): RNA (guanine-N7)-methylation
Cellular component (GO): tRNA methyltransferase complex; cytosol; nucleus
Molecular function (GO): protein binding; tRNA (guanine(46)-N7)-methyltransferase activity
Source: RefSeq, a predicted model, not a curated record